Canariomyces notabilis is the source of this 1710-nucleotide messenger RNA. RefSeq lists its product as uncharacterized. Gene Ontology annotation, molecular function: protein binding. The transcript has a single exon. The coding region runs from base 268 to 1590 and encodes 440 amino acids. Lineage: Eukaryota; Fungi; Ascomycota; Sordariomycetes; Sordariales; Chaetomiaceae. The record is from RefSeq and is a predicted model, not a curated record.
AAGCUUGGAUUGGCAUGCAGCGAUAUAGACAACGGCAGUGCCCGGCGUCUAGGCCACGUUGCAUCAUCUGAGCGAUGCAUUACCAUAACCUGGGGAUGUGCCGAAUGUCAACAAAAGAAGACAUCUACGCCCGGACACUCGAAGGCCAAAUCCAUUUGGUCUUGUCCACCGCACAGCCCUCUGCCUCAACAACUUCGCCGUCUUAGGUUUGUGGAACAGGCUGCUCCCUCAGAAUUGGGCUCAUUGCUAGACAGAAAAUAGCCCACCAUGACACGGAGCCGGCUCUCCCUCGCCCGCUUGCUCCUUCUCGGGCUGCUGGCACCUCUGGCCACUGCCAACACGGAUGCCAAAGCUGAGGUUAGAGCAGACCCUCCUCCCGCAGGUUCGGGCGAUGGCCUAGCCUAUGAACCCAUUGACAAGGGCACCGUUUACGCCCAAAACACGACAGCCACCCCACGCAAAACGCCGCCUGUAGAAGGAUGGUGGGAGUCCAAGAUCUGCGAGGGCGAGUACUGUAUCUACACAAACCGCCGGAUGGCCAAGGGCCGUGGCAUCGUGCUGGUCACCAAGCACGAGGAAUACCAAAAGAUGGACCGCCUAGAAGAGCACUUCGAGCGAGGCGAGAACAAGUACUUUGAGGACCCCGUCCCAUUCGAGGAGGUGCAAGACCAGGAGCAAGGCGUCCUUAUCAGAGCAACAAAGGCGAUCCGUCGCGGGAAGCCGCUCAUGUCGUGGACUCCGGUACUAAUCGUCCACCAAUCCCUCUUUGACGACAUUCCGAGAAAGAAGGACCGCAUCAAGCUGUUGGAAGCCGCCGUGGCCUUCCUCCCCGACGCGACGCGCGAGAAGUUCGACAAGCAACGCCUGCGGCCCGGCGAUCCGGCCAACCUCAACCCGAGGUCCAUCGAGGAGAUCCUUCGUGCGGCGCCCUUUGAGAUCGAUCUCGGCUACAUGUACCGGCGGGAGGAAAACUCGAAGCACUACGUCAACUACCCCGAGGUCUUUGUGUUGCAGCACGAUUGCCGACCCAACGCCGCCUACCACCUCGACGAGUCGUUCGCCAUCCGGCUCACCGUCGCCCGCCGCAUCCAGGUCGGCGAACCUAUCACCAUCGCCUACAUCAACCCCCUCACGCCGCGCGAGGAGCGCAUCUCGUGGGUAAAGCGUCGCCGCGGGAACGGCAAGAAAGGCUGCACCUGCAGCGCAUGCUCGCCGAAGGGUGGUAAUGAGGAGAUUGCCAAUGCGGAUAAGCGGCUUGAGGAGAUUCUAGAGCUGCGGGGUGAGCUGAGGAACCAUGACAGCACAAAGGUGGACUUUGACUUGAUUGAGCGGUACUUGAAGCUCGUGGAGGAGGAUCGACUGCAUGCCAAGUUUGCCGAGGCGUACGAGCUGGCGGCGCUGAAUUAUAAUUACCUGGGUGACGAUAAGAAGGCGAAGAAGUAUGCGGAUAUGGCGGUGCAGGCGGGCAUUGUUGAGGGCGGCGUCAAGUCGAACGACGUGGUUGCGAUGCGCAUCAUGGCGUCGGAUAUCAAGGGGCAUUACUCGUAUCGGUAUACACUCAAGAGAAGGGGAAAGGUGCCCAAGAAAUAGGGCGGAUAAUAAAGCGUGUAAAUGGGCAACACAUGAUUAUUAGGACGAGAAACUUGUCGAGCGGUUGCUUUGCUGAAUAGGACGUCACAUGUUUAUCAGCUUGUAUAAGAUGAACCCAUA